AUGUGGAAAAAAAAAGUAUCUAAAAACCCUCUUAUGCGACAAGAGGUAAAUAGGGACAACCUGGUUGAGUCAUUUCCUGCCUGGGUCAAGAAGUGGAGAGGGGAAUUGUUUGUCGUGUACCUUUUUGCUUCUGUUUCGUUGCUUUUGGCCUCUUCUUCAUUUGAAGCUCACACAAGCAAUGUACAAGCGAGCAUUCAUGAAAAUCCAGAAGAUACGGAAAAUCUAACUAGCAUAAGUGAGCCAUCAUCAAGCCAAGUAAAGGACAUGGAAACUUCUGAUAACUCCUCGGAUGCAGUUAAUGUUUCUUCUGGAUCUUCAGAGAGGAUUAAGCUAUUAACGAAUAGCUCCUUUGAUAUCUUCGAUAACUGUUUUAAAAAAAUGAAAGAAGAUAAGAAAUGGAAAUUACGCUCUGAAAAAGUAGUUGAAGAUAUCCUUUAUUCCUAUGGAUCUGAUUUAGAACGAGAAAAUGCUAUACAUUCGUUCAUUUUUGAUAUAUCUGACUCAAAAGUAAAAAGCCUUUUUACUGAUGACGAAUGGGCAGAAAUUACAAGUGAAGGCAACAAAAAAGAUGUUGCUUUAUUAGAAGAAAUACGUUCAUUGUUGGAAGGCAUGAACAAGGUAGUAGAGCAUCAACAUUUUUGUCUUUAUAAAUCAGGGUAA
Molecule: messenger RNA, 660 nt
Organism: Cokeromyces recurvatus
Lineage: Eukaryota; Fungi; Mucoromycota; Mucoromycetes; Mucorales; Mucoraceae
Exons: 6
Coding region: 1-660 (219 amino acids)
Source: RefSeq, a predicted model, not a curated record